GUAACAGCUGUCACAACCCAGCUCAAAGGAAAAGCAUUGCUCAAGUAUUUUAGGAGUGCCUUCUUGUGUCUUAAUACGUGACCUUUUAGCAUGUUUCUGUUCGUAUGCAAAUCUCACCUAGACUGUAUUUGUCCCGCACAGCCGAGUGUGAAAUGCAGGUGGUUGUGGGAACUGUUUUUUUUUGUUUUUGUUUUUUACAGAGCAUUGAGAAGAUACCAUCUACUAUAUAAGUUAUUAUUUAUAUUACACUCUUAGGUUUAAAUCCACCAAUUAUAAAAAAAAAAACUUUAAGAGGAGAAAAGUUAAUAUUUCACAUGUUCAAUAUACAGAAAUGAUCUAUUCCUAAUUUCAGAGUGAAGCGAGUAUUUUAAUAAAAAAUAUCUCUCCAGUUAUUGAAUGACUUAAAAAGAUGCCUGUGUCCUUGCCUGAAAAAUAUUUAAUUAACUUUUUUUUUUUAAAUAACAGUGUACUGGCAUGACACUAUAAUGUUUAUUUAAUUUUUAACAGUGCCCUUAUUUUUGUAUACAAGUUAAAUAUGCAAAUAUCAGUGAAUAUAUUAUCUUUUUUUUUUUUUUUUAAAUGUUACUCCUUUUUUAAAUGCAUGAUGAACAGUUGAACAAGUACUACUUUUUUUUUUUAAAAGCAUACUUUUUAAGCUCAUAAAAACAAAAAAAAAUAAGGUUAAAAACUCUGUGUACCUGUCAGAGAGGGUUCAAAAUGAAACCCUUUAGGAACGCUAAAUAACCUUGAGGAACCGUGUGCGUAAACUUUUCAGCAGACUUGACAGACUUUCUUAUAAAAUCCAAUAUAGUAAAUAAUUUGUAAUAUAAUUACAGGAGUAUAAAAUUUGUUCAAUUCUUUAUAGACCUACAAAAAAAUCCAACAACAACAGAUGUGUAGCACAUAGACUUUGUGGUGGUCUCCUAACCUGUGUCCGGCGCACGAAACACGGAUGUGGUGAGGUUCAGUUUGAAACAGGAAGUAGCACUUCUCGCCCUGUACUUUUUUUUUUUUUUAUCAGACCUUGAGACCUGAGACUGGAAGCAAUUGCAAUGGGCACACACUGACACGCUGUUUAAGAAGGAGUCUCCAGUGUCAGCACUUUUGAACAGUCAGUAAGUUUUCCUCCACUGGAAAGUCUUGAGAGCAGAGGGCUUUGUGCUUUCUGGUUUCUUUGUAACAUGACAAGCUGUGGUUUUCUUGUCAAAUAACUUCAAGAGAGGAAAAAAGGCUGUUAUGAUUGAGGUCACAAGCCUGCAAGGUGCUGUCCUUGCCUUCCUGUCCGUCUCCACCCUGAGCUUCAUCUGUGCUCUCUGCAUACGCUGUAGGAAGAAAACUAUGAUUGUACAGGAGAGUAACCAACUAUAUGUUCCACAAAUAUUUCACCGAGGGGGGAGCAAAUUUGCUGUGACAAGGUCAAAAACAGUGACGAGAACUAACCAGAUGAGCACAAAUCCGUGUCAGAGUUCGGCGGAAAUAACUGUCGCACACACACCUAAGAGCCAGCUGGAGACAGCUGUCCAGGACCAUGGGGGCAGUUACGAGAACAUUAAAAAAUCAAUUCUUGGCAGUAUGGAACCCACCUAUGUAGACCCAAUAGCAACACCGCCACACAAUAACAAUGUUUUAGAUGAUGAUGACAUCGGAGACUACGCAAAUAUUUUUCCAACGCAAGAUGUUCAACAUGACUCAGACAGUUACGAUUAUGAAAACACAGAAUUCCUGCAAAACAGCAAACCUGACGACGAUGAUGAGCCAGAUUACGUCAACGCAGACACGGCUAACAACUAACACAUAAAGUUUUACACUGUUAUCCAAGUUAUAUUAAAUAUGUAUUAGAGUAUAUUGCCAUAUUUAAUAGCACAUAACCAAUGUAGUAUCAACUAAUUGAAUGCUUCAUGGUUUGCAUGUUGGUCUUAUUUGAACUUUUAGUGUAACUUUUAGAUCCAUGUAAUAAAGGCACGUCAUUGUGUGUGAAGAGUAAGCAAAUUUCUUUUUAUGGAAUGAGAAACAGUAUAAUCGAUGUUUUAAGUGCCACUACAUUGAAAAUAAAAUCUUCCUGAUUUUAGUUGGAGUAGUAAUGACCGUUUCCUAAUAUUUCUCUUUAUAUUACUUUAUAAUAUUUAAUUUUAUAUAUAUUAUUUUAAUAUUCUAUUAUAUGAUGUGAUGCACUCAUGAUAUUUUGUGUUCAUUAUCAUAUCUGGAUAUCUGUAGUUUUUCUGCAAAUAAAAUUCCCCAAGUAUGGAACUUGAUUUACAUCAUUAUUACUGUUUAUCAUCUCAGCAACUAUAAUGAACUUAUGUUUGGAUUUUAAAAUAAAUGCUGCAACAUGGUGACCUAUGCUGCACAUUUCUACCAUCGCAACUUAAUACACAUUUUAGACGGUUUUGUCAAUUCUUGCUUGUAGAUGUAAAUGUAAAGAUUAUGGCAGCACUUGUUACAACACGUUUGUCCUUUAAUUAGAAUAAAAUACAGAAUAAAAUGAGCACAACAUGGCAUUCAGUUAAAUUAUUCCUGAGUCCAGUUAAUG
Ictalurus furcatus (blue catfish) is the source of this 2530-nucleotide messenger RNA. RefSeq names its product LAT2 domain-containing protein. The transcript is spliced from 13 exons. NCBI's taxonomy places the organism in Eukaryota, Metazoa, Chordata, Actinopteri, Siluriformes, Ictaluridae. The record is from RefSeq and is a predicted model, not a curated record. The coding region runs from base 1237 to 1791 and encodes 184 amino acids.